AUGAGCUUCAAUGGCGCCUCUCUCAAACACAAGCGUCUGCUUGACCUUGUCCGUGCAUGCUCAAGGAGUGGUUCUCUUGACGCAACGAAGACCCUCCAUGCGCUCACCCUCACGUUCGGACCCUAUUCGAGACAACCCAUCUUCCUCUACAAUAAUGUCAUCUACCUGUACGCGGGUCUCGGCGAAUUGUUCGCCGCCCGCAAGGUGUUUGAGAGUAUUCCCCAGAGAAACGCGGUUACGUUUAACACUGUCAUUACCGCGUACAGUCGAUGUGGAGAUGCGGAGGAAGCUUUGGCUGUUUUCGCCGAAAUGAGAGGUCGUGGGUUUGGUCUGACCCAGCACUCGUUGGCUGGGCUGUUGUCCUGCGAGGCGUUGGACUUGAGUUGUGGGAUUCAGUUGCAUGGGAUUGCGAUGAAGAAUGGGCUUAUUGAUGCCGACCCUUUUGUGGGGACUGCUUUGCUGAACUUGUACGGGAGGCAUGGCAGUUUGAAUGAUACUAUUGGGGUCUUUGAAGAUAUGCCUUCAAAGAGCUUAGUGACUUGGAACUCCAUGCUGACUUUGUUUGGGCAUCAUGGAUAUUCUGGAGAUUGUGCAUGUUUAUUCCGAGAUAUAAUGAGAGAAAACUGUGCCUUGUCUGAAUGCACUUGCAUGGGCAUCUUGUCAGGGUGUUCAUGUGAACAAGACUUGGGAUUAGGAGAACAGGUACAUGGUCUUGUGAUAAAAAUUGGAUUCAAGUCAGUUUCCUCAAUUGAGAAUAUGUUAAUGAAUAUGUACGUUAAAUGCCAAUUCGUUUGCUUGGCGGAGAAAGUGUUCAAGGAGCUGCAUGUUCCAGAUAUUGUUUCAUGGAAUAUAAUGAUUGGGGCUUGGGCAAAGACUGGAAAACCUGAAAUAGCUUUAGAAAUCUUUAGUAGAAUGUCCAGGGACGGGCUCUUGCCUAACCAAGUGACUUUUGUAGGUACUGUCAACGCCUGUACUGGAUUUGAUGUCCAAGCUUAUGGAGAGUUUAUGCAUGCUAAGAUUAUUAGAAAUGCUUUUGAGUCUGAUGUUCUUAUAGGUAGUGCUUUGGUUGACUUUUACGUGAAGUUUGAAAAUCUCGAAGCUGCCCAUCAAUGUUUCAAUGAAAUUCGUGAGAAGAAUGUGGUCUCUUGGACUGCUUUGAUAUCCGGGUAUGCAAAUAGAAAAUCCUCUACUUCAUUAUAUUUACUGCAAGAGAUGAUUAGAUUGGGGUUCCAACCAAACGAGUGCUCAUUUUCUGCUGUUCUCAAAGGAUCAUGUGCUCCAGAGCUACAGCAACUACAUUGCUUAAUUACAAAAAUGGGCUAUGAAUGCAAUGACUACGUCUGGAGCUCUCUAAUUACCUCAUACACCAAAAAUGACCUCAUAUCUGGUGCCAUGGCCUUUGUAACUGCUCCUGAUGAACCGCGUUCUGUUGUCUCUAGCAAUGUCAUUGCCGGUCUAUAUAACAGAACAGGCCAGUUCCAUGAGACACUGAAGUUGCUCUCCGCACUUGAAGAGCCUGAUGUUGUGUCCUGGAAUAUUGUUAUUGAAGCCUGUGCUCGCAGUGGUAAUUAUAGAGAAGUUUUUGAACUUUUCAGCUCUAUGCAGAUGUUUGGAGUUCAACCAGACAAGUACACUUUUGUUAGCCUUUUAGUUGCAUGCUGUAAGCUUUACAACCUUGCUACUGGGAGUUCUGUCCAUGGUCUGAUGAUAAAGAUGGAUUUUAGUCGCUGUGAUGCUAUCGCGUGCAAUGUUCUGAUGGACAUGUAUGGGAAGUGUGGAUGCAUCGGGAACACAGUAAAAACUUUUGAUGGAAUGUCAGAUAGAAAUAUCAUCUCUUGGACCUUGCUGAUAUCUGCUCUUGGAACAAAUGGUUAUGCCAGUGAUGCGUUAGAAAGGUUUAGAGAGAUGGAAUCAGAGGGUAUUCAACCUGACGGUAUUGCUUUCACAGCAGUGCUUACUGCAUGCAGACAUGGCAGGUUAGUAAGAGAAGGGUUGGGGUUGUUCCAGUUAAUGAACACUUAUUACAAGGUGGAACCUGAGAUGGAUCAUUACCAUGGCGUGGUUGAUUUAUUGGCCAAAAAUGGGCAUCUUAAAGAAGCAGAGGAAAUGAUUAUGAGCAUGCCUUUCCCACCAAACGCACUAGUCUGGCGCAGCUUUCUUGAUGGCUGCAAGAGGCUGCAUAAAAAUCAAGUGCUGGAGCUAGCAGAGUGAGGAUUACAUUCUCGUGUAUUCCAUAGAAUGUAUGCUGAGGUUGUUAAGUCCAAAGCAUGCAACCUCAAUAACUUAAAAGUCGUACCAUCCACCUGCCACCAGAAUGUCAUUGCCAGAAGAGUAUUGCCACUGAGGUUUGCAAUGAGGCCAAUGAAGUGGUGUUAAGUCUCAGAAAAUGUGGAGAUAUGCAGACGACUAUAACUGCACAACUUGUGGAAGUUACUUUUUAUUUAGAUACCCAGUUAACUGAAGGUGCUCAGCCAUUUUCUGUUGUCUUAGUGCAAAGUGACCGCCCUGAAGGACAUGCACUUUGGCAUCUAGAUAUUAUGUCGACCCACCUUCACUCCGUCUGCCAGUUCAUGGCCGAACUGGAGUCUGUAUUCAUCCUUUCUCUGUCCUGAACGAUUUUUGGGUAAAUCUUUCUUGCAAAGGCAUCGAAAGAGAGAUGGUGAACUACAUGACAAUGUGUUAUUAUGUCAGACUUUCUCAAUUCCUAUUGCUUCCCAAGUAAUUGAAGCACAUUGAGUCGUGUGCAAUGUAUGUAUUCUUAUUGUGCUAAGUGUUAUUCAGCUGUGAGUCGUACAAAUGAGCAUCACUACGACUUGAGUGGAUAUGUUGGGAGC
This is a messenger RNA of Rhodamnia argentea, 2834 nucleotides long. RefSeq names its product pentatricopeptide repeat-containing protein At3g58590. Gene Ontology annotation, biological process: RNA modification. Gene Ontology annotation, molecular function: RNA binding; protein binding. The coding region runs from base 1 to 2211 and encodes 736 amino acids. The record is from RefSeq and is a predicted model, not a curated record. The transcript has a single exon. NCBI's taxonomy places the organism in Eukaryota, Viridiplantae, Streptophyta, Magnoliopsida, Myrtales, Myrtaceae.